AUGGUGAGUUACUAUGAGGUUCUAGGUGUGCAGAGACAUGCCUUGGCUGAGGACAUCAAAAAGGCGUAUCGGAAACUGGCACUGAAGUGGCACCCAGAUAAAAAUCCUGAGAAUAAAGAAGAAGCGGAGAGGAAAUUCAAACAAGUAUCCGAGGCGUAUGAGGUGCUCUCCGACGCUAAGAAACGGGACGUCUAUGACAGAUGCGGCAAAGGAGGAUUCAAUGGUGGAGGUGGAGGUGGAGGUGGAAGAAGUCACUUCGACAGACGGUCCGGGUUCGGCUUCACAUUCCGGAAGCCGGAUGACGUGUUCAGGGAAUGUUUUGGUGGAAGGGACCCGUUUUCAUUCUCGGAAGACCCACUUGAUGACUUCUUUGGAGCUCGGCGGGGUCCCAGUGGGAGCAGGAGCCGGGGAACCACCUCGUUCUUCUCUGCCUUCACGGGGUCCUCUGCUUUCGGUGGAAAGUUUCCAUCUUCCGAUGCAGGAUUUUCUUCCUUCGGGCCCAUAGGCCCUGGGGGUCUCAAUUCAUUCCCUUCCAUGUCCUUUGGUGGCGGUGGUAUGGGCAACGUCAAGUCCGUGUCAACUUCCAUCAGAAUUGUUAACGGAAGAAAAACCACCACAAAGAGGAUUGUCGAGAAUGGUCAAGAGAGGGUAGAAGUGGAAGAAGACGGCCAGUUGAGGUCCUUGAAGAUAAAUGGUAAGGAGCAGCUUGGAUAA
Messenger RNA from Pipistrellus nathusii (Nathusius's pipistrelle), 714 nucleotides. The record is from the annotation of a GenBank genome assembly. NCBI's taxonomy places the organism in Eukaryota, Metazoa, Chordata, Mammalia, Chiroptera, Vespertilionidae.